Molecule: messenger RNA, 998 nt
Organism: Pimephales promelas (fathead minnow)
Lineage: Eukaryota; Metazoa; Chordata; Actinopteri; Cypriniformes; Leuciscidae
Gene: gjb1b
Product: gap junction protein beta 1b
Biological process (GO): cell-cell signaling
Cellular component (GO): connexin complex
Molecular function (GO): gap junction channel activity
Source: RefSeq, a predicted model, not a curated record
GUAAAUGCAUUGCGUUUGCAAAGGGCAUUAGCGAGGCCAAAAGCCGAUUCCUGGAAAUGUCUCUUUGUUGUCUCAGCUGAAGUCUUCAAUCCAACCAUGAACUGGGCUUCGUUUUAUGCCGUGAUCAGUGGCGUGAACAGGCAUUCGACGGGCAUCGGACGCAUCUGGCUGUCGGUCAUCUUCAUCUUCCGGAUCAUGGUGUUGGUCGUGGCGGCUGAGAGCGUGUGGGGAGACGAGAAGUCUGGGUUUACGUGCAACACUCAACAGCCCGGCUGCAACAGCGUGUGCUACGACCAGUUCUUCCCCAUCUCUCACAUCCGCCUCUGGGCUCUGCAACUCAUCCUGGUCUCCACACCGGCCCUGCUGGUCGCCAUGCACGUCGCACACCGCCGGCACAUCGAGAGAAAGAUCCUCAAGAUGUCCGGCCGGGGAAGUGAAAAGGACUUCGAGAACAUAAAGAGACAGAAGUUCGAGAUCGCCGGUGCUCUGUGGUGGACUUACAUGAUAAGCAUCAUUUUCCGGAUCAUUUUCGAGGUGGUUUUCUUGUACAUUUUUUACUACAUCUAUCCAGAUGUCAAGAUGUUUCGUCUUGUGAAGUGUGACUCCUACCCCUGUCCCAAUACGGUGGACUGUUUUGUGUCCCGUCCCACAGAGAAGACCAUUUUUACUGUCUUCAUGCUGGCGGUGUCUGGAGUUUGUGUCUUGCUAAACAUCGCAGAGGUUGUGUAUUUAAUAGGUCGGGGCUGUAUCAAAUAUUUUCAAGGAACUGUAAGUCAACCUAGAGGACCGUGGCUCUCUCAAAAACUGCCCACCUACAAGCAGAAUGAAAUAAAUCAGCUGAUAUCAGAGCACUCGUUCAAGCCUAAAUUCAAUGUUGGGCGUAAACCUCCCACAGACAAGAGCGAACGCUGCUCUGCUUUCUAGACUUGUUUCAUCCAACCAUCAGUUAUUAAAGGGAUAGUUCACCCAAAAAUUAAAAUGAUGUCAUUAAUGACUCA